AUGCGCGACGUCGCACGCAAAUCGCACGUCAUCACGCGUCAUUAUGCGUCAGCACAGCCGUCUGAGGUUACUGGGGAUAUUGAUGAGAGGAAAGCGGUGGAUGUUGUCUAUAUCUUUGGGAAGCUGAAGGAAUUGGAAGCUGAGGAGCAGGAUGAGUGGCUGCUCCAUGCCGUGGAGUUGGCUGAUACAUCUCAGUCUCUGGUCAUUGCAGUUGUUUCCCAAGCUGUUCCAAAGGUUUCUGAGAUUUCCCCUCGCUAUGGCGGAAGGAAUGGGGCAACCAGACUGACGAUCAGAGGGGACGGAUUCUCAGGAGAGAAUCAGUUUGAUUACGGAGCAGGAAAUGAAGAGCUGGGCAAUAAGGUGCAGCUGGUGUCACAAAUCAGGUCCAUCCCCUGUGAUGUGGAGAGAGAUUCCAGCCAUGAAAAACUGAUAUAUUGCUACACCAGGCCCCUACCAGUUGACACGUACUAUGUUGUAGUGAGUGUGGAUGGGGUUGAAGCUAACCAGCGGAUCACCUACUAUGUAAGAGAUUAUAAUACCCCAACCAUUGUGGAGAUUUCACCAAAGUCUGGACUGCCAGGCCAACUCAUUACGAUCCGAGGGAAAAUUGUAACUGACGUCUAUAGUAGUAAUGAUCCACUGGACACCAACCAGAAAAACACCAAGAUUUUGAGAGUCUACGCUGGAGGAAUGCUCUGUGACCUUCUUCAUCCGGACUCGGAUACCUUGUCUUUGCCUGAUGCGAAAGCUUACUUUGUUUCCUCACUCAAUAAACUCAGCAUGUUUCAAACGUAUGCAGUAACGGAUGAUAACAAGAAAACUAUCACUCAAGAUGCACUGGAAGGGUCUUUUUUAAUAAACCAGCAUCUGCAGUUCUUUGUAUUGACAUUAAAUGUUGCAUUUGUUCUCCAAGAGGUGACUGGGAUCUACCCGUCUGAAGGGAGUAUGGAAGGAGGCACUCGGCUGACCGUGAAUGGGAGGUUCUUUGACGAAACGGAUGCCCCAGCCAGAGUUACUGUGGCGGGUAAGUACUGUGGGAUCCAUGACAGAUGCAUGAGCCUACAGUGCCCAGACUGCAGGCUACCACAGAGCAACCCAAAACUGUCUCCAAGUGUGGAAAAUGUGGGAGUCAAUUUUGCAGAGUCAACUUCCAUAGUCAGUCAUGUAACACUGGUUAAGGAAUACUGUUAUCUAAACUGUGAGACUCUCAGUGUCAACGCAACUCAAAUUAUCUGCCUGAUCCCAAAAGAAAGCAAUCUUUCCACGACAGUUUUCCAAGUACAAGUGAGUGGCCAGGUACGAAGUGCAUCCAGCCUCUGCUAUACACGUUUGUGCUUUGCUGCUAGUGAUGAGUCCAUGAGAGACCAUGACCUCUACACAGACAGCACCCUAAUAAAAGUAACGCUACUAAUGGGACACAAGGGGGCAUGUAGCUUCUCUUUGCAUGCAUUGACUCCAUCAACUUUCUGUUGUUUAGGAGGAAGAGGUUUGAAGUUGGAAACAUGGAAAAAUGGCAAUUUGCGUGGCUUGCCAAACUACAAUGAAAGUACCGUGGGAUACAACACAUCUUGGAUAGAGGAGGCCUUUUAUAAAGCCUCCACACCAUGGUGUCCAUCUGUUACGCGUCUAAGUGGGUUCUUCAUUGCUCCGGAGACUGAUACUUACCGUUUCUAUAUCAAAGGGAGAGGCGUGUAUGAACUUUACUUUAGCUUAACUGGGCCUCCUCAGGACAAGACUAAAGUUGCCUCUGGCAGUCGGCAGUACGGGGGCUAUUCAUCAUCGUACAGACACGCCUCUGAUACAAUGCGACUUGAGAAAGGGAAAGGGACUGACAAUGGUUUGUUUCACAGAUAUUACAUGGAAGUGGUACUAGAGGAGAACUCCAAGUCUUCCUUUGUAUCUGUUGGUGCAUACCUGGAAAACACCUCCUACACUGAGCAGCAGACAGGAGAUGCUGUCAACGAAUAUCAGAUGAUUAGGGCAUACUCCCAGGUUGUCCACGAGAAACAGGUUGUAACCUUGGAGAACUGGACAAUUGGAAAUGCGAUCAAUGAAGUUCAACAGGUUACCAUCACCAGUCCAUGCUGGGACUCUGGUUCCUGCUCAUACCACUGGUACAGGCUCAGCUACAAUGAGGAACACACAGAAUUUCUUCCAGCAGAUGCUUCAGGCAAACAGAUUGAACAGGCUUUAAAUGAUCUGUGGUCAAUUAGACCCGAUAACGUGAAAGUGACAAGCAUGGGAAUCACCCAAGGUUUUUCCCACACGGUGACCUUCAUAUCCACAAGAGGGGAUUUUGAUUUUCUCCAGCACGAGGUAAUGGGAGGAAGUAACAUCAGCAUUGAAGUGGUAGAACAAGUCCAAGGAAGGCCCAGUAUGGAUACAUUCACAUUGAGGCUGGAGGGGAUCAAUUCCAGACCCCUUCCAUGGGCAGCAACUGUUGAUGAGGUGCGUCCCAAUCUCUCUCCACAGGUCAAAGUUGCUUUGGAUGAACUGAUGGGAGUGAAGUGUCCUGAACACAUAGCUGGCUACAAGAAUGGUUAUGCAGUCAAGUAUUUCAAUGAUUUUGAAGAAAAGGUAUGUAUCCUAAAUAGGAAUUCAUCAAUCAAUCGAAUCACACUUUCAAUCAGUUUCACCGAGUCCGGAACACAAAUUUCCUGUAGUUUAGAAGCUGAUGGCCAGGUGACAAUGGAGACAGAUGCGUUCUGUGGACGAUACUCAGUCAAAAACCCCUACUAUCUGUUUGGCUAUGCACAAUCGCACCAACCAGUCUUGUUAAACGUCUACAAGCAGUGUGCUCCUGCUUCCAGGUGGUCCUACACUUGCAUCAAUUUGCUCAGCUCCGUACAGGCUGCAUAUUCCACAGGGACCAACUUCAUGCUAAAAUCAAUCAUACUGGUGAAGAGAUCAAACCAGGAUUACUUUGUGGAUACCGUGUAUAUUGGGCAGCACGCUACAACCAGCAGUCAGAAAGCAGGUCCUCCAGUGAGAUCUCUCCCACCAUUGAUUGCCAGAGGGAUUCUUAUUAAGCAGUUCAUCGUAACACGAAAUGAAGCCUUGAAUGACAACUCAACCAAUGAGUAUGAGAUAACCAUGGUUCCCUUCAACUGUAGCUUCAACAUUCCUUUGCUAGAGAUUGGUUUUGCUCAGGUCAGUAUGACAUGGACACUAUCGGAUCUAUAUUCCUGUAAUGUGGAGACACUGAACGAGCACAGGAACCCCAGUACAGCUCCAAUUAUUUUGGACACCACCUCCAGCCAUAACCCACCUAGGAGCUCUGAAUACUUUUGGCAGAGAAAGAGGAGACUUGAAUCCAACGUCACAAAGAAUGAAGCCACCUUCCAGGGGAUCACUUGGCCCAAGGGGUCCUUGAUAAGAGUGCGGAGAACACAAACAGCAUCUCCCCCCAUCACCGGCACUAUGGACAUCGAAAUCUUCGGCCGACAGUUGAAAGGUGAGUAUUGUCCUACUCCUGAAGCCUGUGGAUUGCCAGUCAGUGCCUCAGACGUGGAAAUGCAGUACAAUUUACAAAGCAUUCCUGAGAUCGGGAGCGUGUCCGUGCAGAGGUGGGGAAGCUGCUCAGAUUGCUACUGGAAUGUGAAGUGGUUGAAGGCCGGAAAACAGCCCAACCUACAGGUUAAUGGUUCAAAUGUUCAAGGAGUCAAUGCGCAAGUUAUUGUUUACCAGAGGAAGUCUGGAGGGCUGUUCAGGCAGCGGCUGAUUGGAGACCUGUUCCGUACCCCGCACUCCCUGCCUCAGGUGCAUGUUUUCAUCAACGGCAUUCCCAGCAACUGCUCCGGAAACUGUGGAUACAUGUGGAAUUCUGCGAAAACCCCAGUCAUUACAGGCAUCAGCCCAAGCAGAGGUAUGUGCUCAAACCAGGGGGGAAUGUUUCCGCUCAGGGGGGUACGUUGCACAAGAGGCCAACAUUUCUGGGCUUCCUCAUUUCAGACGGAGGUGCGGAGACAUUUCUUCUUUCAACAGUUUGUGAAUGUUCAUUUUCUCUACCGACCGAGCUGUGGAGGUUCGGCUCUUUCAGGCACGGUCCUGACCAUCUCGGGCUACCGGUUCGCCAACAGUUCAAAGACAGACACUACCUGGGUUGCGAUUGGGGAAGCCAAUUGUACGAUCACGAGAGUAACUGGUGAGCUGAUGCUGAAAACCAAAGGUGUCUUUGUGGUGUGUGGGGGCGAAUCACUGGACUACUGGCUUGCCACGUAUACUGAAAUUACUUGUCUGGUUGGGCCAGGCUUCACCACAGUGUCCCCACUCACACUCUACGUCGCUGAGCUUGGCUUUGCAAAACACUCAGGCAACAGGAUGUUUACUUUCACCUAUGAGCUGGAGGUUACCGGCAUUUUUCCUUCUGAGGGCAGUACGGAAGGUGGAACCAUCCUGACAAUAUCCGGCUCCAGUUUCCCUCCCGACAUGGCAGUGCUGAUCGGAGAGAAAAACUGCACACUCCUCACACAAUUCCUGUUCGAGAUAACCUGCAGAACUCCACCUGCAACCGCUGGAGUGGCCAAUAUCUCUGUGUUUACUAAUGAAACACAUAAGACAUUGCCUUUCAUUUUCACUUACAAUGAAAUGAAGAUGCCGGUAAUCUAUCAAAUAUCACCCACUGAAAGCAAUCUGCCAGGUGGCGCUAUCCUCACCAUUCGCGGGUCAGACUUUGGCAGCAGGUCUGGAGAGAGCCGUGUGUUUAUUGGGCAAUUUGAGUGUCCGAUCCAAGAAUGGUGGACCAACAACAUCACCUGUCAUCUGCCCAGCCUCUCCCGAGGGGAGUACACCGUACGGACACAUGCUCCUACCAGCUGUUUCAUGAAUGCUUCCAUUGAAUAUGUCUUGCGUGUAAUAGGAAUGAGCCCCACACUGGGCUCGCUGAAUGGGGGCACAACAAUCACCAUCUCUGGGGCUGGUUUCAGUCCAAUUCUAGAGGAUAAUGAUGUCAAACUCGGUAAGUCUAUGAUAAGCUUUCUCCAGAGGCUUCAGCAGCCUUAUACCUUUAACUGGUUUUAUUCUAAAUUCAAGACAUUACUCUGCUCUGUUCGAUGUCCCAUCACCUUUGCCUCACACAACGUGCUGGAGUGUGUUCUUGGUCCAACGGGAAGAACUUUCUUCAUCACCAACAAUGGCAGCCAUCCAAGUAGGUGCAACUUCAUGAGGGUUUCUGUCCAGCCAUGCUGGAGCACACCCUUUCUUCUCCAUGUCCUAAAUAGGAGCAUUGUAUCUAGAGAUCAUUCCGUCCCUUCUUGUUCUCUGAUUCAGUUUGCACUGGGAGUUGGGUACAGUUGGAAUUCGUCGAGCCUUGAGAUCCUUGUUGGAGACACAGUGCAUUGGAUAUGGGAGUCACCACCUCUCCUCCAAGGCUUGAGGUACCGAGUCUUCAGUGUCUCUAAGCCCAGUGAUGUGAAUUACAAAGGCAAGGGGUUUAUAAGUGGAGAUAUCGGCACUCCAGCAGGUUCGUUCUCCUACAACUUCACUUCCCCAGGCAUGUUUUUCUACAGCAGUGGUCUCAUUGACCAGAAGGGCACGAUCUUCCUACAAGGCGUGGUGCAUGUGAGGGCAAUGGAAGAAAGCCCCUUAAAGUUGGGGGUUUUCGUGAUUGGCUUUGAAGCAGAAUAUGCACCUGGUGAGCUCAUCCAAUUUCAGUCUGUAACGUUCAAGCUUCUUGUAUUGUUGUCAGAUGCCUGUACAGGAUUCGCCAGACUAAGUGCUGAUGGAGAAGGCACAACCAGGCCGAGGAACAUGGACUACUACACCUGGGUUGCUUUAAUGUGUACCCUACUGACUACAGCAUGUUCUUUAUCGUUAGGAAACAUGACGACGGUGCAGUCACAGCAGGGGCACAGUGAUAACUGUGCAGCAGCCAUCCCCACCUGUACCCAGACAUUGAACAGCACUUCAUACAACGAAGGCUUCACAUUCCUCCUGUCUCCUUGCCACACGCCCACCAUCAGCAGCAUCACACCUUCCAACGGGACCUUGUUCGACAGACUAACCAUUGUGGGCACUGGAUUCAGCAACGUCACCUGUGCGAAUGAGGUACGAGUCGGAGAGCGCCCUUGCAUCGUUGAACACAGUACAGAGAGCGAGCUGUCGUGCCGGGUGGAUGCGCAGGGGGAGAUGGAAAUCGGCGUGGCAGCCCUAGUGUCGGUGAAAGUCUACAACCACGGCUCUGCCAUCUCCACUCCAUCGGAUGAAUUCAGCCGGCGCUUCGUCCUGCUCCCUCACGUUGACGGAGUGAGCCCCAGGCUGGGCUCCACCACAGGCCGCACCAGGAUCACCCUCACCGGCUCCGGCUUCGGACAGGACCCCAGCGCCGUGCAGGUGCAGCUGGCGGCCGUGUCUUGUACAGUGGUGUCGGUAAACUACACGCACAUCCUCUGUGAUUCCUCGCCCUCUAUGGAGACCAGUGGGCCGGUGAGCGUUUGGGUGCGAGGAUACCCGGCUGUCUGUCGCGGCUCAUGUGGCUUCACCUACAACACGAGCGUCGCCCCUAUCUUGCAGACCGUGUCCCCGCUAAUCCUGCUCACUGUCUACACCGAGAUCACCAUAAGCGGCCGCGGAUUCGGCAACAGUGCAGAGCUGGUCUUUAUUCUUGUGGGCAACACCAGCUUUAAACCUACUGUUGUUUCGGACAGCAGACUGAACACUACGGUGGGACCGCUGCCCGUGGGCGCACACUCCCUGAGGGUUUUGAUAUCGGACAAGGGUGUUUCCCGCGAGAUGCUUUGGGUCACCACUGCUGCAUCCGCUUCCCUGUUACCAGCUUCAGGAGGCGUAAACGGAGGCACCACAUUGUCCAUCACGGGCAACGGCUUUGUCCCGGGGGAAACCACCGUCCUGGUCGAUGGCUCCCCUUGUAGUAUUCUCACCACCACCCCGGGUGAAGUCCAGUGUGUCACCCCACCCUGUGGCCCAGGCAUCGUCAAUGUAAAGAUUACAGUUCAUUCCACGGUGUACCCGCUCCUCAAGUUCACCUGUAACCAGACGGAGACUCCCACCAUCCUCGCUAUCUCCCCAACCACCGGUGCGAGCGGAACGAGACUCACCAUCGUUGGACGAAGUCUGGGAUCGUUUGCCUCCGAGGUCUCAGUUUCGAUAGAUGGCAUCGUGUGCAGUGUGACCAUGGCUAACGAGAGCUGUGUGGAGUGUACUGUGGGGCAUCACGCUGGGGGCACCUACCCAAUUGUCCUGAAACAUGCUACCAGGGGAUAUGCAGUAGCUGCAUUCUUAUUUCAAUACCAACUCAACAUAAUCUCUGUCUUUCCGACUGAAGGCAGCUUCGGCGGUGGCCUGCUCCUGACUGUGUGGGGCACUGGAUUCGAUGGAGAGAGAUCGCGGGUGUUCGUAUGCGACGGUGAAUGCAAGGUGGAGCCGUCCACCUCCAACUCCAGCAGCCUCCGCUGCUACCUGCCGCUGAAUAACGGGACUGGACCUCAGCAGGAGUGCAAUGUGACUGUCGCAAACAGUGAAGCUUUAAGCCAACUGCCCAGUGCUUUCACCUACGCUUCUGCUUUGACCCCUGUGGUGACCGGCAUCAAGCCCAGACGAGGCGGCACGGCAGGAGGCACCAAACUGACCAUCAAGGGAACUGGCUUCAGCGUAAAUGAGACUUCUGUUACUAUAGCUGAAGCUGCCUGUGAGAUCCAGUUUGUGAACGACACCUACAUUGUGUGCACCACUGGGGCACAGUCCCUUUCACAGAAGACCAAAGUCAAGGUUAACGUAGGGGGGAAUGGCAUCGCCAAACUGGACUUUGCAGAUUUCCACUACGUGGACGUGUGGUCAUCACGGUUCACGUGGGGAGGACAGUCUCCCCCUGAGAGAGGCUCACUGGUCGUCAUCACCAAGGGACAGACCAUACUGCUGGACCAAAGCACCCCUGUGUUGAAGAUGCUCCUCAUUCAAGGUGGAGCACUCGUCUUCGAUGAGGCAGAUAUUGAACUCCAGGCUGAAAAUAUUCUCAUCACAGACGGCGGGCUACUCCAGGUGGGAACCAACUCCACUCCCUUCAGCCACAAGGCCAUCAUCACCCUUCACGGUCACCUGCGCUCCAAGGAGCUGCCCCUGUACGGAUCCAAGACGCUGGCAGUUCGAGAGGGAACGUUGGACCUCCAUGGUCUCCCCAUUCCUGUAACCUGGACUCACCUGGCUGAGACAGCGGAGGAAGGUUCUUCCAGCAUCAGAUUGCAGCAAGCGGUGACCUGGAGGGCAGGGGAUGAGAUUGUCAUUGCAUCAACGGGAGGCAGACACAGCCAGAGGGAGAGUGAGCAGAGGACGAUCGAGGGCGUGUCAACGGACGGGAGGAUGCUCAACCUGACGGAACCGCUGCGGUAUCGUCACCUGGGCACCGUGCUCUCGCUGUCCGGGGCAACGCUGCAAGCUCGGGCGGAGGUGGGGCUGCUGAGUCGAAAUGUGGUGGUCCGGGGCGCCAUUAACGAAGAGUGGAGCGACAUCAUCGAACGCUGCCCGGAAGAGUUCGACACGGGCGAGUUUGCCACCCAGACCUGCUUCCAGGGACGGCUGGGUGAGGAAAUGGGAAGUGACGAGUACGGAGGCUGCAUCAUGUUCCACUCUCCGACACCCGACCGUGGGAUGGUGGUGGGCAGAAUUGAAUAUGUUGAGAUCUAUCAUGCGGGGCAAGCCUUCCGACUGGGUCGCUACCCGCUGCAUUGGCAUCUGCUGGGUGACCUGUCCUUCCAAUCGUACGUGCGGGGGUGCUCCAUCCACCGGACCUUCAACCGGGCCGUCGCCAUCCAGGGCACGCACCGGCUGCUGGUGGAAGGUAACGUGGCCUUCAAUAUCAUGGGGGGAGCCUUCUUCCUGAAGGACGGCGUGGAGCGAAACAACGUCCUGCAACACAACCUGGCCGUGCGGGUUCGCCGGAGCACCAGUCUACUGAACGACGACCUCCGGCCUGCCGCCUUCUGGCUGACCCACCCCGGCAACAUCGUGCGGUACAACGCGGCCGCGGGCUGCACCCACUUCGGCUUCUGGUACCGGCUCCUGGAGUGGCCCGAGGGGGCCUUGCACACACGGGCCUUCAGCCCACGCCGACUGCCCCUCGGCCUCUUCCACCACAACACUGCCCACUCCCUGGGCUGGUACGGCCUCUGGAUCUACCCGGACUAUCAGCCCAGGGAGGAGAACGGCUGGCGACCCGAGCCCGCCGCCUUCCGCUCUCUCACCGCCUGGAGCUGCGGCAAGGGGGCCGAGUGGACGGACGGAGGGGCCAUCCAGUUCCACGACUUCCUGCUGGUCGGCAACGAGAAGUCCGGGGCCGAGGCCCAGCGCAUCGAGCGGGGAGCUGUGUCCGGGUGGGGCGAGGCCGGGGGAGCGCUGAUCAGGAACCUGACGGUGGUGGGACACGCCGACGGCCUGGGUCUGCCCCCGGGCUCCUGCACCGAGCGGGGCCUGGUCCUGCCACUGGACCAGGGACUGACCGUGCAGGGGCUCCAGCUGGUGAAUUUUGAUCGGCCCGGCUGCGCGGCUCUAGGGCUGGCCGGCCAUUUCGAUGGAGGUUGGAGCGUGCGAUUCAGUCAAGUCCGCUACUACAACACGUCCAACAAGGCCCAUUUCGGCUGGGAACACCAGGUGAUACUGGAGGAUAUGGACGGAUCCCUGGCAGGUGGUGCUGGUUACAAAGUGCUCCCUCACAGUCGGAUCUUGGACCCUGCACAUUGCCAGCAGUCAGCAAACUGGAGCAGUGGUUACCCCGGUGUAGUGUGUAACUCCACUGUUACCUUUCAUCGCAUGACUGUACAUGACGCCUCGCCUAACGCUCUCUUGUGGCAGCAGCUCAUCCUAUCUAACACUCAUGGUGCGUCUGCUCUGCUUCUUGCCACCUUAACCUUCCCAUCAAUCGAUCAAUCAGUUUUAUUCGUCACUUACAUAGUAGCAGCGAGGAUUUCCUUAUGUUUUGAUGCAGGAUUCAGUGCUCUUUCAUUCCUGCCACACCUUCGAACCUCUGGCUCAGGCUGGAUGGCCCUCGUACCCAACAAUCAAACCAUUAGUUGGCAUUUCAAGCGGGUUGAUCACAUCACCGAGAUCUCCUAUAGAGCCACCUUCUAUCAUUUCACGGAGGGCGACCAUGUGGUUGUGUCCCACAACUUCACUCAGCACCCUGACCAUGUCCAGGUCACUGAUCUGCACCGGAAUGCCUCCCUACAGCCCCUGGAUGGGGCCCACAACCAGAAUGGUGACUGGUACUUCGACACAGACAACAUGACCUUGUACUACCUGGCUAAAAUGCGCAAUGUUCCAGUUUCAGAAAAGGGUUCCCCUCAUUGGGCGAGUCUGGACCCAACAAUGGUCAAUAUAAACAUCCACCUUCGUGUAUUCCGCUGCUUUUAUCAGAAGUGUGGGUCGCCUCCGCCAGAAACAUUUAUCCACUCAACCUCCCAAUACAGUUUGUGGUCAAACUCUUCCUUCUGGGAAUCCUCUCCGGAAAACAACUUCAUGGUUCCCACAGAAGGUGACAGCGUGGUUGUAGCCAAAGGGGUGUGGCUUCUGAUUGACAUAAUGAUCCCAUCACUUUACAAACUCACCAUAUAUGGCACCUUGGAAAUUAAGGACCUGAAUGAAACGUCGGGCUCCAACUCAUCGUCAUACAUGAACAUUGUCCUCAAUGCUACCUACAUCUCCAUCCAGGGGGGCAGGUUCAUCGCUGGCACGCUGGAGGAACCGUUCCGAGGAGAGCUGUUGAUCGUUUUGCGAGGAGACCACAAGACCCCGGAUUGGCCUUUACCAAACGGGCCCAAUCAGGGUUCGAAGGUGCUGGGUGUGUUUGGAGGACUGGAGCUUCAUGGGAUUCCCCACCUGCUCUACAGGACCAAGCUGGGUGUCACAGCACCGGCGGGCUCCCUCAACCUGACACUGGCAGCCACCGUCGAUUGGCAGGAGGGUGAUCGGAUCCUGGUGACGAGCACCAGCCGCGAUGCCAAGCAGUCGGAGUCUCGGACCAUACGCUCCGUCUCGCUGGAUGGUAGAACUCUGCUGCUGAAUCAGCCUCUCUCCUUCACACACUUGGUGGAGACACAUGAAGUGAAUGGAGGAGCCCGGCGCUACAGCCUGGCAGCAGAUGUUGGCCUCCUGAGUCGAAACAUCAGGAUUGUGGGGGACGAUCAAGACAACUGGCAGGAGCAGAAGUUCGGGGCCCGUGUGUUGAUCAGUUCCUUCUUCUACAACGACUUUGAGGUCAAAGGUUACGCCAGAAUAAAGGAUGUUGAAUUCUACCACAGUGGCCAGAUGGGUUACAUCGAUUACUUCGACCCACGCUACUCUGUGGCCUUUCUCAACCUCGGCCAGGUCGAAAGAAAUGAAUCCUACAUUCAGGGCUGUGCUAUACACAGUGGAUUUUCUCCUGCCAUUGGGGUAUUUGGAACAGAUGGCCUUAACAUCGAUGACAACAUCAUUUAUAACACCCUGGGGGAAGGUAUCAAGGUGUGGGGGAGCAGGAACCGCGUGAGGAGGAACCUUGUGGUUCUCAGCAGGUCUGCAGUGUUUCACUACUCCUGGACAGCAGCAGUCGAGGUGGACAAAGGCUCUGACACGGUGCUUCAGGAGAACAUAGUUGUGGGCUCUGAGCAGUUGGGUUACCGCAUUAAUGGAGAACCUUGUCCCGGACAACCGAAUCCCGUUGAGCCUUGGACUGAUAACGAGGUCCGUGGAGGCCAGAUUGGUGUUUACAUGAACAAAGGUGGCCUUCCCAACUGCUCCCUUAUCCAAGGAUUCACAGUGUGGCAAUGCCAGGACUAUGGCAUCUACUUCCAGGCAGAAUAUUCGGUGCAAGUCUCCAAUGUGACUCUGGUGGACAAUGGAUUGGGUAUUUUUCCAAUGAUUUACGGACCUCCAGCGCUCUCUCAUCGUAUAUCCAAUAAAACCAUUUGCAUUACAAAUGCUUUGGUGGUCGGAGUUAGUCCUGGCUUCAAUUGCUCAGAUGUUCAGCUUGAUAACUCUGCAGGGAGCAGCUGGGGAAGGAGUGGAAUCUGCUGGCCAACGUUUGCUUCAGCGAGCAACCAUCCACCUCUCUACACGGUGCUGACGAGCUACCCGGCCAUACAUGGACUGAUGAUGGUGCAGAAUACGACAUUUGUGGGUUUUCGGGGCGUAUGUUCCCAGAAGUUGAACGUCAUGUUUAUCAGCAACCCAAACAAUGAGGACCUGCAGCAUCCAAUCCUGCUGAAGGGGAUCACUGUCGCCCAGAGUGAGGAGCGGGGAAAGGUCUUCAUACACAGGCCUGAUGUCAACAAAGUCAACCCCAGCGACUGCGUGGACAUGGACUGCGAUGGCAAGAAGAAGACCAUGCUGAAAGAUCUGGACGGCUCAUUCCUGGGAAAAGUGGGAGCAGUCAUCCCGCAGUCGGAGUAUGAAUGGAAUGGCGACAAGCGCCGUGGGCUUGGCGAUUAUCGGAUCCCAAAGGUCUUGCUGACUUCUCUAAACGGAAGCCGCAUUCCUGUGUCUCAGGUGGCACCACAUAAAGGGAUUAUCCGAGAUUCCUCGUGUACCUAUAUGUCUGACUGGCAAAGCUACAAGUGCUUUGGGUUGAACUAUGAGCUGCUGGUUAUUGAGAGCCUGGACUCUGAUACUGAACACAGGAGAUUGUCACCAGUGGCCGUCCUGUGUGACGGCUAUCUCGACCUCAUCAACGGCCCACAGUACCACGGCUGGUGCUCUGGAUAUACCUGUAAGAAGAGGAUCUCGCUUUUCUUUGGGAUUGUGGCCACUAACAAGUCGUGCGAUGUGUAUUUCACCAGCACCAGCCCUCAGACUCUGCGUCUGCUGCUGCCUGCUGCUGAUGCCAACAGAGCUGUUCGUUUGUCCGUCUACUACUCAUCGCCACAACGUCUGGAUGUGUACGUCAACGGUACACUGAUCCCUCCAACCAACGCACAGUGGAACAACGAUCACACAGACUACACCCUGAGGGCACCCACCUACACAGGAGAAUUCGUUCCGAGGUUGAAUUCCCCUGUCUCUGGUGCAAACUAUUUUGACAGAAAAUACCAGAUGCUGAAUGUGUUGGUGAGAGGCUCGAUUCCCGUAGAGGUCCACACAGCCCCAACGCUGUUUAUAUCCUUUAAUUUGCCCGCAAUGACAGUGGAUGAAUUUUACGGCCCUGACUUGGCAAACAACCUUGCCCUGUUCCUAGACGUGCCAGCGAAUAAAAUCCGCAUCACGAAGAUCAUCCGAGAAACGGGGCGUCGCAAAAGGCGGGCCACAGGGAUCACCGUGGAAAUGGAGAUUGGAGAACCUCCGUCGGAGCAAUUGGCAUCAACCAGCAGUAACUCCACUAACACAAGCAGCCCUGCAGAUUAUGCAGGCACUUUGAUGUUCUCUGAUCUGAAGAAAAUUGCCAGCAGUCUCAGUGAGGCCAUGUUGACUGGAAACCUGAGUGCUUCGUUGGGCGUUGAAAUCUCUGACCUGGGUAUCUCCAGCCCAGUGCCAUCUCCAGAUGAUCCAGAAUGGAACCAGGUGGCCUCAGAACCGGUGCAACGGGAAUCAGUGAGUAGGGCCCAUGUAGCAACUGUGGCAGCUCUUGUGGUGGUGACUGAGCCGAUCGCUGGAGAGCCCGGACAGCUGCUCAAGCAGCAACCCUGCAUCAUGGCGGUGGACUCUGACGACAACUGUGUGGCGGUGGGAGUUACCCUUUGGGAACUGGAUGUGGUGCUGGUGAAUUUCCAAGACGAGGUUGUCACCGGACUCAACGGAACGAUGAGGAUCUUGUUCACGGGUUGUUGGGCUAAUUUUACCGACCUCUCCAUUAGCACCAAUGGCACCAGAUACAGGUUGAGGUUUCAGCUGAGGUCGAUUGAAACCCGCUCUGGGACCCUCACGGUGGGGCAGUCAGACGAGAGUGAAGAAGAGACUGAAGACUUUUCCCCCGGACCCAACUCCAGCCCGGACCCUAACUCCAGAAUCAGGAGCGGUAUAAUCGCAGGGGCUGUUUUGGGGGGUCUCCUGCUCUGUGUCAUCAUCUUUGCGGUGGCCUGGAAAAUGGCAGCUCACGGAUACAAGUCCACAUCGAUAACAGGAAGAUGGGCACAGCGUAGAGUUGGAUCUGUAGCUGAUGCCAGAACAGCCCCGCAUUCUCCUCCGGUGCAGACAUAACUCAAAGACAAUCCGAAAUGGAGAUUGCCAGUUUUCCGUACGGGAGAGAUCCCUGGAUGGAUUGAGUAACGUUGCAAAUGAGAUGCAGCUUGAUUAACUUUUUGAUGAUUUUCCUUUAAAACAAAAUCUUAAAUAAUUUUUUAAUAUUUCUGUAGAUUGGUUUAUGCAUGCAACCAAUCAUAUAUAGGUUAGCAUCACUAACCCCGCCUUACUGUAUCAUUUAUAUUAACAACCCACUUCCUAUGCUAUGUAGUUUGGAUAGCAGACAGGAUGCAGUGACAACUAACAUGCUACUGUGCUGUUAAGUCUGUUUGUGGAUUAAAGAUGAUCGUAA
Molecule: messenger RNA, 14449 nt
Organism: Leucoraja erinaceus (little skate)
Lineage: Eukaryota; Metazoa; Chordata; Chondrichthyes; Rajiformes; Rajidae
Product: fibrocystin-L-like
Exons: 82
Coding region: 1-14115 (4704 amino acids)
Source: RefSeq, a predicted model, not a curated record